Drosophila busckii is the source of this 1228-nucleotide messenger RNA. RefSeq names its product acidic fibroblast growth factor intracellular-binding protein (gene Fibp). Gene Ontology annotation, cellular component: nucleus. The coding region runs from base 64 to 1140 and encodes 358 amino acids. The record is from RefSeq and is a predicted model, not a curated record. The transcript is spliced from 8 exons. Lineage: Eukaryota; Metazoa; Arthropoda; Insecta; Diptera; Drosophilidae.
AUUCGACUGUCCUUGAGUAGCAAUCGAAUAUUUCAGUCGUCUUUCAUUGCAGAAAAAAUAAGAAUGGCAGAUGUCGAUGUCUUCAUAAGCAACUACACACUUGUCGACCCUGAAAUCUAUCAGCUAUGGAUCGAAGGAUUUUCUUCCAGCGAGGCAGUAUGCUACUUAAAACAAAAAGGUUUCGGGCAUUCUAUGGGUGCACCAAUUGAUCUGAUUGCAUCCGAUGUGUUAGACCAUUAUAGGACCUACUCUCUAAUUGAGCUCUACUUGCAUGCACCGACAAAGCUGAUGGAACAAAGCUGUUUCCAACUGGAGCCACAUACACGCGAUCUCAUUAUUGAAAAGUAUUAUUCAAUCGACGAUGUUGUUGCACGUGAAAUUCUUGGCAAAAAACUUACUUCAAGAUAUCGCAAGGAUCUUGACGAGGUGGGCGAGAAAACAUGUGUCAAGUUGAAAUCCUGUCGUCGCCAAUUCGACAAUGUGAAACGUAUUUUUAGAGCGGUAGAGGAGCUGCCGGGCACACUGACUAAUAAUAUUAAGCAACAUUUUUUUAUAUCCAAUGAGCUUGCCAAAAAAUAUGCGUGUAUUGUGUUUUUAGCUUGCCUACGUUUUGAAACAUCUAAAAAGAAGUUGCAGUAUUUGAGUUUUGAUGAUUUACUCACCUGUUCACAUGCCAUCAUGAGCUACUGGACUUAUACCUAUCAGCACACCGGACCCGAGUACUACGACACGGAAAUGGAUAAGGAAUUCUUGUUAGAUUUGCGUGAGCUGCGCUGUCUGCUUGAUAAAGAAAAGGAGAUUAAGCACCUUGUUGGACUUCGCCUGAAGCCAGUUCUUUUAGAACGUGCCUUUAAUGAGCUGGACAACAAUUUCCGUUCUUACUGGCGUGCGCUGAUUACGAUUGCUUGCAAUUUGCAUCGUAACCGUGAGCUACGUGAUCUCUUUGUUGAUCUCUGCGAGAAGCUGAUCGAGCCAUGGCGGCAGAAUAGUUGGAAUCGCGAGCAAGUUAAUAAAUUCCUGUCCUCAAUAACGCAGAGUGUGCUGGAUUUAGAGAUAUCUAGAGACCAGGAAACACGCUGUCUCUGGGACAGAUACAUGCAGGUCAUUACGAUAUGUUUGGAUAAAAUGUAUCACAUCUAAUUAUAAAUGUUGUAUAUCCGUGUAUUUACAAAUUUGAUUUGAAGCGUUUGACAAUUAGGUCUAAGUACAAGUAAUGUUUUUUAAUAAA